CAGUAUCAUAAUACUAAUACUAAUAUAAUAUAAUAUAAUUUAAAUUGUUUAGUGCAUAUAUUCACAUGACAGUCAUCAUUAAUCAUUGUGUUGGCUGACACAUAGUAUUUUAGCGCUAUGGUAAUUUACGAGGUGUCCGUCAACGCAGCAGUGGGCAGGCUCAAUCAGCUCUGUCUCCGUCUAUGGUCUCCUUCUGGUUGUCCCGUCUCCACGCCCCUGUGUUACCGUCCGUAGCCGGUUACAACCUCGCAGUGAUGAGCUCAUAGUCCGCCAAAGACUCCAACUUUAAAAGCAGCAAUGGGGUCUCAGGACGUCUCUGGGAGCGAGGACUGCCCUUUCUGCCAAAUAGCCAACAACCAGAUUGACACAGAAAUCCUGCUGAGUGACGAUCAGCUGGUUUGUUUUCGUGACUUGAAGCCUGGAGCCACACAUCACUACCUCGUCGUUCCCAGGAGGCACAUUGACAACUGUAAGACUCUCCAGGGGGACAGCAUCCCUCUAGUGGAGCGGAUGGAAGAAAUGGGAAGAAGUAUACUGGAGAGGAAUAAAGUCUGCGACCUAGAUGACAUCAGUCCUGUGUUAAAUCUGUGCAGGAUGGGAUUUCAUCUGCCUCCAUUCUCAUCUGUUCCCCACCUUCACCUCCACGCUCUGGCUCCAGCCAGCAAGAUGAACUUCAGGUCGCAGCUUCGCUACGGGUCCCAGUCUUACUGGUUCAUCACAGUAGACCAAGUGCUUUCUCAGCUAAAGACUCACGGCAAGGUCAAAUGAAGAGCAUCAGUAGGAUCCAAAGGUGCAACAAUCGUGUUUGUUUACAGGUUAUUUCUCAUUAUUCCGCCUCACUGAGUGUAAUUUUACAUCAGUCUUUCAUCUGACUUGACAAUGAGUUGAAAUGGCGGAAGCUUUAAAAGUUUGACCUUUCUAAGAGUAAUUUUUUAAAUGUUGUGUAAGUGGACCAUCAACGAGGGGGGAAUUACAGCUUUUAGGAUAUUUACUUUAUAUUUAAAUACAAACCUUGAAGAUUAUUUGAUAUACAUACAUAUAAUAAGUCAUUUAUUUGUACUUUUUACCAUAAGUCCAGAUUUGUCAGGAAGGACAGUUGUACUUUGCACAUUCAUGCACAAACCUGUUUAUAUACAGAAAUUAUUACUAUUGUUUUUUAAACAAAAUGAUGGAUUACUCUUCAAAAAUAAAGUCACCAGCUCAUAGACACAAGAUGCUUUACCAGUCACACUUUUCAUAAUGUCAGUUCUUUCUGUUCAUCACUUGAUGUCACUGGUGUAACUUGAAACUCAGACAAUAGUCAAUAGGUGGAGCGCCCACAUGCACCAAUGGGCAUCACAGGGUGACUUGAAAUCUUUUCAUUGCUCAUUUAAAAGUGAUAAAGCAGCAAGUAUCAAAAAUUUAUGCGUGGUGUCAUUUCCCAGCAGCCCUUUUCUUCUACCUCGCAAUACUGGUGUGGUUGCCACAGUCCAGAGUCAAGAGUAUAACAUCCAUCACACAGAUGGUGCAGAGGUGUAUAGUAACUGUGAAGCUGCUGCUGACUGUGUUUUUCUUCUGACGCAUCCCUCAAAAAUAUAUAUAUUUCAUCAAACAAGAACUUUAAACUUUAUUUUACAGCUCACCAAUUUUUUUUCCUGCACUUUUUUUAAAUUAAAUUCCAUUGCGAAAACAUGCCAGUUAGCACAGUUAAAACGGUGUUCUGUAACAUAGACAGACUUACCACCAGCCCACUCUUGUGCCAUUUUAAUUAAAUGUAGUCACUGUAAAGAACAUUUUAAGUAAAGCUAAAUAUUAACUUGAUUUGCUUAGUGAUUCAUUACCAUUGGUUUUAGAAACCAGACCAUGACAUUUUAGGUAUUUUGGUAAAAUGUUCAAAUGUUCAAAAAAACUGUACUUUGUUGUAUUUUUUUAGUUUGCAUUUCAUGAUGUGUUAUCACAGUUGUAUGAACAAUUCUACCUCAAAGAUACGAAACCUGACAUGUACAAACACUUCUAGCAUGUGUAUUUGUGCUUCAUAGACAUCCUUCAUUGAGAUUAUCCACACAUUCAUUUCAGCCUCACAUUAUCUUGCAAACUUAUGUGUCAGUGCUGACGAAUGUAGGAGAUUGAGAGAGAGAAAAGCUAUUCAAAGCACCGUGUCAUCAUGAAUUUUCUAAAAUGAUGAAGAAGGUGCCCAAAACUAUAACAUCUGUCAUCAGCAGCACAUGUCAGAGUCUGAAAGGAGCUGUCAUACAGCAUUUAUAACAAAUUACAUCAUUUCUCAGGACUGAGUGCUUUUUCAUUUAACUUUAAACCUGCACAAGCUGCAGCACAACUCAUUGCCAUGUUAUCAUCCUCAGAUGUGUUAACCUCUUGCAAGCUCUGUAUUUACAGAAUAACCUCUCCUGGAUUAACAGGUAAAAUGACAGA
Messenger RNA from Toxotes jaculatrix (banded archerfish), 2409 nucleotides. Its product is annotated as histidine triad nucleotide-binding protein 3-like. Gene Ontology annotation, molecular function: catalytic activity. The record is from RefSeq and is a predicted model, not a curated record. NCBI's taxonomy places the organism in Eukaryota, Metazoa, Chordata, Actinopteri, Toxotidae. The coding region runs from base 298 to 768 and encodes 156 amino acids. The transcript is spliced from 5 exons.